Molecule: messenger RNA, 1475 nt
Organism: Rhipicephalus sanguineus (brown dog tick)
Lineage: Eukaryota; Metazoa; Arthropoda; Arachnida; Ixodida; Ixodidae
Product: galactokinase
Exons: 6
Coding region: 58-1002 (314 amino acids)
Biological process (GO): carbohydrate phosphorylation; galactose metabolic process
Cellular component (GO): cytosol; cytoplasm
Molecular function (GO): galactokinase activity; ATP binding
Source: RefSeq, a predicted model, not a curated record
GCUUGAUCGCACUCGUUCAGCGGCCGGCGCGUGCCUUCGAAACGGGGCAAAACUGCGAUGGCGGCAUCGUCCGGUGCCUACCCGAGCGUUGGCGAGCUCGCGCUGCGUGCGCUGAGCAAGUAUCGCUCGGAGUUUGGGUCCGAGCCCGCGUUCUACGGAAGUGCGCCGGGCCGAGUCAAUCUGAUCGGCGAACACGUGGACUACUGCGAAGGCCUGGUCCUCCCAUGCGCCAUGCCGCUGUACACUGUGGUCGUUGGAUCCCCUGUCGUGGGAAGCAGCGUGUGCAAUGUCCACAGUUUAGACUAUCCCGAGCCUGCAAGCUUUCAGCUGCCGACGGAAGAGAGCCCUCUGAAGCCCGGUGAACCGUCGUGGAGUAAUUACGUUCGGGGCGUCGUCGCUCACUUCCCAGGCAAGUCCCUUGCCUUGGAGCACGUACCCCUCAACCUGACCUCCGCGGUCAUUCUGGUGACCGACUCUAAAGUGAAGCAUGCCCUCACCGGUGGUGAAUACGCCAAACGCCGCGACAGCUGCCAGGCUGCGAGCGCCGUCCUCGGCAAGAGCCUGAGAGAUGCUUCGCUCGAAGAACUCGAAGGCUGCCGGGAACGAAUGACAUCCGAACAGUACCGGCGGGCUCGGCACGUCAUCUCUGAAAUCCAGCGCACGGCCCAAGCGGCCAAACUGCUCCAAAAGGGCGACUUCCGGGGCCUGGGUGAACUCAUGAAUGCCAGCCACGCGUCUCUCAGAGACGACUUCGAGGUUUCCUGUCCCGAACUGGACAAACUCACUCAGCUGAGCUUGGAGUCCGGAGCGUACGGAUCUCGGCUCACGGGUGCAGGAUUUGGAGGAUGCACCGUGACGUUGGUGGAGGAGAAACUCUUGCCAGCUGUGAUGGACAACAUCAAGAGUAACUACAAGGGACAAGCCUGUUUCUACAUCUGUGAGCCAUCGGCAGGGGCACAGUACGGAUGCUUGAGCAGUCUCACGAGUGUGAAGAACAGCUGAAGCGUGUCUGUGCUUUGAGCAAGAAAAGAAACUGUUUGCUCUCAACAGCAACCAGAGACUGAAAGGGACAGUCUGUCCAUUGUAGACAUGUAGUGGCGAUUUAGAAGUUCACUAGCCCAAUGCGGUGUCAUAAAUUUCGACAGUGCAGUUUGGACAAACUCCUUUCAAAAAUGUAACGUAGACCUCAAUUUUAUCUCAUACGAAUUGCCAUACUGGGCACUUAGAAAUUGGUUAUAUAUUUUUGAAAGAGUAGUGCCAUCAGUCUAAAUCGAUGUAGUGGUUCAUCUUAGGGUCUCUUUAAACGAGUGUGAGAUUGGAGGUUGCCGCAGCCUUCAAAACUGCAAGAGUCAAUGACCCCCCCCCCCCCCUUGUGUAUGUACCAUAUAAAAGCAUGAAAGGCACAGAGUAACGAAAACGACGAACGCAGUGAUUUCCCUCUGUUGUUUCAUAUGUUCGUGUUAUUUUCAUUCUAA